This is a messenger RNA of Ochlerotatus camptorhynchus, 3212 nucleotides long. It is a transcript of the gene vtd, whose product is annotated as RAD21 cohesin complex component verthandi. The transcript has 6 exons. Gene Ontology annotation, biological process: replication-born double-strand break repair via sister chromatid exchange; sister chromatid cohesion. Bases 99 to 3020 code for a protein of 973 amino acids. Gene Ontology annotation, molecular function: chromatin binding; protein binding. Gene Ontology annotation, cellular component: cohesin complex. NCBI's taxonomy places the organism in Eukaryota, Metazoa, Arthropoda, Insecta, Diptera, Culicidae. The record is from RefSeq and is a predicted model, not a curated record.
AUCGUGACAUCAACACUCGCGGAAAGUGAAAACAUCAAAACAUUCAUAGCAAGAAAACGAACAUUUGAAGUAGCUGGUGAGAUUUAGCAGGAUCCACCAUGUUCUACGCCCACAUUGUGCUGGCCAAGAAGGGCCCGCUGGCCCGUAUCUGGCUGGCGGCCCAUUGGGAUAAGAAGAUUACCAAGGCGCACGUGUUCGAAACCAACAUCGAGCAGUCCGUCGAUGGCAUUAUGCAGCCGAAGGUUAAGCUGGCCCUCCGUACUUCAGGUCAUCUGUUGCUCGGUGUCGUACGAAUCUACGCCCGUAAGGCAAAGUACCUGCUGGCGGAUUGUAACGAAGCUUUCGUUAAGAUUAAGAUGGCCUUCCGGCCGGGAAUGGUCGAUCUGCCGGAGGAGCACCGUGAAGCCGCAGUCAAUGCGAUCACAUUGCCGGAGGUGUUUCACGACUUUGAUACACCGCUGCCGGAGCUGAAUGAUGUGGACAUUGAAGCUCACUUCUCGAUCAACCAAUCGCGAGCCGACGAGAUUACCAUGCGCGAGGACUACGGCACGCUCCCGUUGAACAUCCACGACGAUGGGUUCGGUGAUAUGGGAUUCGACGAUACGCCGGACAUUGUUCGUGACCGGAUCGACGAACCGAUGGAGGAUUUGGAGGAUGAACCGGCGGUGGUAGGCUCUUUGGAAGUAACGACGGACACGACGGCAACGGAGGUAGCGGACAGUGGUGGCACGGCGGCCGAUGCAACCAGUGGAGCCGAUGGGAAAGAUAAGCCCAUCGAUAAGAAGGGUCUCCGUGCUCGUGCCAAAAGCUUGUAUGAAGAGCUGAGCGAGCAGCCACCGCAGGAUACCCGGUGGAACGAGUAUCUUGACGACCUCUUCACCGAUCCGGUCGCACCUCCGCCGGAUCUCGAGCAGGAAAAGGAACCCCUCCCGGGAACGUCCCGAUCGGUGUUGGACUCCUUCGAUCCGCACCAUCCCCAUGCAGUGGACAACGACGGCUUCGGCGACGAAGGUUUCGGUGCGGAACCAGCUGCCGGACUGUUUGAGGGUGACAUUUUCGCUGAUGCUCCCCUGGCACCGGAACCGGAGCUACCGGCUGCACCUGCACAGGUACAACGUGGCGAGGAAGAAGACAGCGAUGACGAUGAUGACGACCAUUUUGACGUUGUUGGUGGUGCUCCGUCGCCAGCACCGAGUUCGGACAAUUCGCGGCCACCGACUCCGAUUAUGACGCAGCAGUUGUUGGAUGAUCUGCAGCAACCGGGAACGAGCCAGGACGGUAUGCCGAUAGCACCAGUGAUUCAGGAUGUUUCCGUAGAAGCAUCAACUUCUUUGACGGCGGAACCGCAGAAGGAAGUUGAAAGGAGAACGGAAUUAGAAGACGACAUAAUGGGUGAAGAUGUUGGUGGUCAGGAAGGUCAUGCAGAACAGACAACCUUGUUGCAAAACGAGGAGGAAAGCUUCGCAUUGGCACCAGUGGACGCUUCCGCCUUGAAGGGUGUAACAAAGAGUAAACGUAAACGGAAACUGAUUGUCGAUGAGGUGAAAAAUAUCAGCGGUGAGGAAAUGAAGAGUCAGCUGGCCAAUACGACGGAUAUCGUGACAACAUUGGAUCUGGCACCUCCGACAAAGCGGUUGAUGUACUGGAAGGAGACGGGUGGAGUGGAAAAACUGUUUGCCUUGCCAUCUCGAGACAUCCCAGCACGGUGCAUGUUCAAAAACUACCAGCGACAUCUGACGUCCCGUUCGAUUGGCGUGGAAGACUUUGCUGUGUUGGGUCCUUUGGACGUACUAGGCGUUGAACAGCAGCAACCGGAACGACCGGAAUCCCCAGUGACUCAGCGUCGAGGUAGAAAACGAAAGGUCAUUCAAGAUCUGCUACCGCCGGAUACUCCAGCUCCAAUGACGCCAAUGACACCGACGAUGCCAAUGACACCGAUGACACCUGCCACUCCAGCUCAUUUGGAUCAGACUUCGGUCGAUCAGUUGCGUGAUGCCGUCGAAAUGCCACCCCCAACGCCGGUUUCAAUGGAGUUGCGAGACCAGGACAUGUGUCAGGAUGUCAGUCAGAGCUUCCACCCCGAUGGAAGUAUGAUGCCUCCUCCGACCACACCGGGUAUCAGUAAUAUCGAAAGCCCGAAUCAGACACCUCUCAAUCUGGGUAUGCAAUCCCCUCAGAUGAUGCCUCCUACCCCGGGAAUGCCAAGUAUACCGAUGACACCGGGAAAUCUGAUCCACGGUGGGUUAACACCCGCUGGGCUGGCGCAUGGUGGAUUUACACCUGCUGGACUGGCACAUGGUGGGCUAACACCAGCCGGGCUAGCGCAUGGGGGGCUAACGCCCGCAGGACUGGCACAUGGUGGACUCACACCCGCUGGGUUGGCGCACGGUGGUCUUACACCUGGAGAUCUUCAACACGGUGGAAUGACACCAGCUGGACUGCAGCACGGCAAUUCUGGCCAGGUUAUGCCAGAUCUGCCUGGUGCGAUGACACCGCACGGACUGGACCACGGUGGCAUGACGCCACAUCAUUCCAGUUUGGAGCACAUCGAUCAGAUUCCCCACCUGCCGGCGGAUCAGGUCUCGUCGAUACUGAACGAACCGGGCAUGGAAAAUUUUUCCAACAUGGGCUACGAAGGACAUGCCGCUUCUCCGGCUCGUGAAGCGCUUCACGAUGACGUGCAGAACGAAUGGAAUCAGGACUACGAGUUCCCACACUCGGUUGGCGGGCAACAAACAACCGAAGAGCAACAGGUGGAUGAGACAAUUGAACAGUUUGAGGAGCGAGUGCUGAACAAACGUGCUGCCCAGUUGUUCAUCUCAGUACGAUCGCGGCUUCUGAAGACUGACUGCAUGGUGUUGUCCGAAAUGACGCACCGAAACGACAAGAAACAGGCCGCUCAAAAGUUCUAUUCACUGUUGGUGUUGAAAAAGUUCAAAGCCCUUGAGAUCACACAGCCGGAACCGUACGCGGACAUCACAAUCACCCGGGGGCCACUGUUCGAGAAUCCGAAGCUGUAAGGCACUACGCUGUUUUACGUUGUCUUUUUAAUUAGAUUUUAAGUCGAAAAAAGUGAUGUUCAAGUUGCAUCCCUUUAGUUGUAGCUGCUAAGAAGACGAGAAAACUUUAAGUAAGUCGGUUAAAAUUAGAAUUGAAGAUGCUUGUGCAUUUUUCUAUAAUUUUAUUGCGAAAAAAAAAAGUUAUGCAUGACC